CAUUUCGUAUUAAUUUUACUAAAGCGAUAUGUUUAAUGUAUACGAUGAUAUUAUUGUAUGAUAACCCAGGUUCAUGAAGUCAGCUUGUUACCUUGCCACUCUCCUUGGCCAGAUGUACUAUGUAAACGUUCCGUAAUUUUCUUACAAAUUCUAUUGUACGUUCCGUUUCGUAAUCCGAAUUAGUGAACAUCUUUGGGUGAUUUUGAAUACUUUUGCGAUUUGUAUAAAUUCCAAUUCCUCCUUUGUUGCGUAAAUUUGGAUUUAUCAUACACUCUAUAUAACCAAGAAAGCUCCAUCCAUUUUUGUCUUUUGCCUUGUAUAUAAACGAAGUUAAAGCGCUGCUGUUUGAGUUAAAUACUUAAAACUUGUUCUUGAUAGUUGAGACACAUUAUUUGAACUUUUAGUAAGACAGCGCGCCCUUUCGAUGGAGGAUUCAAGAGUUUUUUAGGUGUUUUUUUUUUGUUCCAAGCCUGUUUAGUUUCUUGAAUUUUAGUUUGAACAUCCAUCUUAGUCAACUUUGACUCGGAUAGAUUGCUUGCUAGCAUUUUGUUGUAUAUAUUCAUUCAGUUGAAUUGUCAUUUACGUGUAUUUAAUAUACCCUUAACUGCGAAGGUACAUAUUUGAUUCCAGAAUUUGCAUACGUUUAUCCCUUUUUUAUUUAUUUCCAUUUUUUUUCGACUUUCAUUGCUUCUUGAGUUCAUCAUUUUGUUUAUCCGAAGCUCCUUUACCUGUCUUCAUUAUUUCUUUUCUUUUUUUUGAGUUUUGUUCCAUCUCCGUCUGUAUAUCUUAUAUAGCUUAUUAUGGAUUCCAACAACCCGACAGAUCGUUCCACACUUCCAUGGGAAGAAGAACCCGUGAAUGAGAGUCAAAUGAAUGGUACUGAACCACCUCCUCCUCAAGACACUGCGUCUCAACCCGGUCAAGGCCAGACCGGUAACCCAGAAAAUCCAGAUCAACAAAUGGCGUUCUCAAUUGGUACUAUGUUUAUUAUCGCUCCUCAAGGUGGUGGUGGAGGCGCUGAUGGAAACGAGAAUGAAAAUUUUAUUAACCCAUUUCAGCCUCUAGUGAAACGUGCUCUGAAAGAAGCUUGGGAUUCUUUCGAGGAUGUCUCUUCUGAACAACUUUCUGACCAAAGUUGUCCCAUUUGCUAUGAUGAUAUGAACGUAGAUGAAGAAACCAGCGCUACUCGUAUGCCUUGUGGUCAUAUAUUUGGCAAAAAUUGUCUAAAAAUUUGGCUAGAAGAUCAUUGUAGCUGUCCUCUUUGUCGUAAGGAAGUACCACAUGAAACUAUCGGAUCCAAUCAUCCUCCUAUCCUUUUUAUCAUUCCCCAUUCCAACCAACGACCCCAAAAUCCAGGAGAAAAUGCCGAACAAACUCCUUCUGAAAGUAGCAAUCCUCUCUUUUCAUUCGCGCAACAACAUCGUCCGGAUGGUACCGAAGCCUCCCCUACAAACGAAGGAAAUGAAGGUGCACCUGCACCUCCUCGUAUUGCUUUUAACCGUAUACGCUUCGUUCUCGCGCCACAUCGUACUCCCCAGCCAACAGAGACAGCGUCUGACUCCCCUUCGACUCCUCAGACAGUACCUCAAAAUCCUGUUGAUUCUGAUCCUAACGCCCAGACGACUGAGCCUGCUCCGUCGGGAUCCCCCCUCCCUCGUCCACCUGUUACAUUGACAUCCCUUUUCAAUUCUUUUCUUUCUAAUCCUUUGGAUCGUAAUUUGCCCUCCAUGCGGACUGAUUCUCCCUCCAAUGCAGAAAAUCAAAAUACUCAGCCAGCAGAGCAUCAGAACAACGAAGUUGGUGCCGCUCGGCCAAUUGAACCAUCAACCCUAGUUCAGCCUCCGAAUAUUCUUAACUUCCCACCUUUUAUUCCUUCUAACUUUGCUCCGCCUGGUCAACCAAAUGCUCCUCAAGCCACCGAGUCAUCGGAUGCUCCUGGUAGACCAUCAAAUCAGUCAACAAAUCAAUUUAUUACUUUCCAUGGGCUACCUUCUCUCGGAGAUUUGCCUACUGUCUUGGAAAGUUUACUUCGUCCUAAUGGAUUGUUGAAUCUUCAAAACCGUGCUCAGCAGCCCCAGACUAUGGAAGGACAGCCUUCAGCUGGCAGCGAAGGCGACGCAGAGAAUACGAAUGCACAAGAAGGCACUUCCACUAUGGAACCUUCUGUAGAAAAUCGCGCAAGGCCCGAAGGCUCUCGCCCUGCAAAUCCUAUGAUUCAUAUCUAUUUCUUCCGUCCACCAAAUGCUGAAGGUGCUGCCGCCAAUUCAACAAACGCCGGGGAAGCCGAAUCUACUAAUGAUGAACCAAAUGAAGCUCGCAAUGUACCCGAGACUGGCGCAACUGGCGCAAGUACUUCCUUAGAAAAUAAUGAAAAUCGUAGUGGUUUGUCUUCUGUUCUUCCAACCGGCUUAAGACACCUAAGUGAAAUGGGUCAACGGAUUGUUCGAAGAUUUCAGGAAGAGUUUGAAAACCGUGUACGUCAAACAGGUGAACAAUCUCAACAGAGGUCGACCGCACGUGACGCAACACCUUCACAAAGUCAACGAAGUUCCGAGGUCACAGUUAACAACGAUGAACCGUCCCAAUCUGAGCUUCCUUCCGUUGAGUCAGCUGGCGUUAUUGACGAAGACAAUAGUGUUGGUCAAGUCUCCGUUUCUACUCCGUCUGAAGCAAUUACUAGUGAUGCUGGAGAAACAAGUAGAGUCCCAUCAGGAGCUAGUACUCCUCGUAUGGCUACUCCUGUCGCCCGCAGAAGUGUUCGUCAUCAUCCGUACAGCCGUCCGUCAUCUACUAAACUUCAGUGUCAACUCGAAGACCAAGGUAGCUGUAAUCCAAACGAUAGGUUUCUACAUUUCGAAUGUGGUCACCGUGUACACGAAUCAUGUUAUCGUGAUUCACCAGAGAAUGGACAAAUGGAUGAGAUCGAUGAUCAAUGCCCGAGAUGCCGUCAGCAAAAAGAAAAAUAAAGCGCCCUAUAUAUCUAAUAUUUUGUAUAAAUUAUGUUUUUUGAUGUAUGAGAUGGCUCUCUGAAGAUUAAGGGUUUGGAUUAGAUUAAUGUUAAUGUUGUAAUGUUCGGUUUUUUUCUUUCUAAAUAUCUUUCAAAGUUAGACAUUAAAUACAGUUAAUGUGUUAUCAUAAUGAAACAACCCAAGCAGUAAUUUAUUA
Molecule: messenger RNA, 3165 nt
Organism: Schizosaccharomyces octosporus yFS286
Lineage: Eukaryota; Fungi; Ascomycota; Schizosaccharomycetes; Schizosaccharomycetales; Schizosaccharomycetaceae
Product: sir antagonist
Exons: 1
Coding region: 801-2966 (721 amino acids)
Source: RefSeq, a predicted model, not a curated record